Messenger RNA from Paramuricea clavata, 834 nucleotides. The record is from the annotation of a GenBank genome assembly. NCBI's taxonomy places the organism in Eukaryota, Metazoa, Cnidaria, Anthozoa, Malacalcyonacea, Plexauridae.
UUCAAAAAUUACAACUCCCACCAAUUUAAAGAAGAGCUAAGCUACUAUACUAAUCUAGAUCCCACAUCGAAUGAUCCAAAUGUGCUAUGGAAUGAAUUUAAGAACAACUUUCUUACUAUUGCUGAAAAACACGCGCCAGUUAGACAGCGUCGCGUUAAGAGUGAGCAUAAACCAUGGCUGACGAAAGAAAUAAAGCGUUUAAUGCAUCAUAGGGAUUAUCUUAAAAGACAGAGUGUUCGUUUAACAUCGAGUAAUUAUAACGAGGCCUACAAAAGAUGCAAGAAUAAAUUAAGUAAGCUUAUUAAAAAGACUAAGGAAGAAUACUUUAAAACGAAGUUAUCUAAUGCAAAUAAUAGCAAAGAGAGUUGGCAGGCUAUUAAUGAGCUAUUAAACAAAAAGCCCAAAACUACCCAUGUAACACAACUAAAUGUAGAUGACCAAGUUAUAACUGGAGACACAAAUAUUGCGGACUGUUUUAAUCAGUAUUUUUCAUCCAUCGGUUGUAAACUGUCGAAAAAUGUCCAAAAUAUUAAUGUUGACCCUAUGACAUUUGUCACUCCUACGGAGAGUUCGUUUCAUUUUUCAUGUAUUUCAGUCCAGGAGACUUUUGACGCCUUAAACCAACUUAAUUCAAGGAAAUCACCAGGACUGGACGGCAUAAGUGUAAAACUAUUAAAAGAUACAAGCGAUGUUAUCGCGCAACCAUUAGCCAACAUCUUUAAUCUAUCUCUUCAGACUGCAAUUUUUCGGACGAGUGGAAAAUCGCCAAGGUAUCACCAGUCUUUAAAGAAGGAAAUAAAACUGAUUGCGGAAAUUAUAGACCAAUCUCUGUAA